Fulvia fulva is the source of this 798-nucleotide messenger RNA. RefSeq lists its product as uncharacterized. The transcript has 2 exons. The record is from RefSeq and is a predicted model, not a curated record. Lineage: Eukaryota; Fungi; Ascomycota; Dothideomycetes; Mycosphaerellales; Mycosphaerellaceae. Bases 1 to 798 code for a protein of 265 amino acids.
AUGUCGAACCAGCAACCCGCGACCUCCGCGGCCCCUACCGCAGGACCUGACCCAAUCAAUGGUCUCAUGGCAGAGGUCACCAGGACCUCCUGCCUCGCAAUGAAGGUCAUUCUUGAGCGCCACAUCAAGACCGGUGAUGGUGUGGCUCCUGCCUAUGGACACCUAGUGGACGGAACCGCGGAGAAGACCAAUAGAGACAAGGGGGUACAGGUCAUCGAAGGCAUCAAUUCAGGCAAGGGAGUUUACUUCCGUCUGCCAGUGGAGUGUAAGCAGAGUUUGCCGGCCAAUCCAAAGGACUGCGCCCAUCGUCUCUUGUCAUGGAUUUACAAGCAUGCUGUGGUUCAUCGGAAGCUGGAGGAGGCUGAGGCCAGAUUGCAAGCCAUCAUCGCUGAGAGGACGCUCAACGAUAUGCGCCAACAGGUACGCCAGCAAGUUGCCUCGCGCGUGAACCCUCCCAUCGCACCAGCGCCACCUGCCGCCUUACCACCCCUUCCCGCCCGCCAGCACGGGGCCGGUAAUACCACAGCUCAGCCACCUCAGCCACCUCACCCGCCCACAACAGCAGGGCUCAACAUCCGUGCCAGACCAACUGCUCAUCCAGCUGUCCUUCCACCCCAGGUAGUCCGCGCAGGUGCCGAGCCGCAGGACAAUCGAGCAAAGGUGGGAAGCAAGCGCAAGAGAGACUUGGAGACUAAUCUGGAGAUCCUUAAGCUAAAGAAGGAGAAGAGAGAUGCGGAGUACAAGCUGGAGGAGGCGCUGAUCAAGAGGGAGAUUGGGCUGGCUGGUGAUGAUAAGUGA